AUGCGCGAGAUCAAGGUUGAGCUCGGCGAGGAGUAUGACUUGACCAUCGAAGAGAUGCCCGCGCUGGACCUCCUGUACCCUCACCUCGCUCACGAGAAGGCAACGGACGCGUUCGAGCCGUACCCCGAGCCCGUGACCCCGCAGAAGCCCGGGGAUAUGGAGAUUUACCUGCAUUCGUCUGGGAGUACGGGUUUCCCCAAGGCCAUUGGGCACACGCACGCUAGCAUCGCGGGUUGGAGUAAGCUAGCUAUGGUGCGCGACGGGCGACGCCUGAAGAAGCGUCUCCGUCUGGCGACGCAUAUGUUGCCGGCAUUCCACACCAUUGGCAUCUGCGUCCACCUCAUGACGCCCAUGCACAGUGGCUCGGAGGUUGCGCUGUAUCCGCCGCUGGUCAAGACACCCACCGAUGUUCCUCCACCGCCGACGCCUGACUCCCAGCUCGAAGGCGCGCAAGCGUGCGGCUGCACCGGGCUCAUCUCGGUCCCGGCGUACAUCCACCAAUGGGCGGAGAGCCCCAGCGCAGUCGAGUAUCUGAAGACGCUGCAAGUUUUGAUGUACGGCGGCGGCCCCGUCAGCGACGGCAUAGGCGACAACCUUUCCGCCGCAGGCGUCAAGCUCCGCUCCGUCUACGGCGCCACCGAAUUCGGCGCGCCCACGCACAUCUUCCCCACGCACGAGGAGGACUGGAAGGAGUGGUGCUGGUCGGAGUUCGAUAGGGAGGCGUGCCUGGUAUGGGAGGACCAGGGCGAUGGGACGGAGGAGCUGAUCAUCCUGGCGGGCAACGGUCAUUGGCAUCAACCUGCGGCACAGAACAUGGAGGAUGGUCCGGGGUACGCGACGAAUGACCUCUUCAUCCGUCAUCCUACGAAGCCGUACCUCCGCAAAGUCAUCGGCCGCAAGGACGACGUUAUCGUACAUUCGACCGGCGAGAAGACUGUCCCGGCGCCAAUUGAGGGUGCUAUCGUGACUAGCCCGUUGGUACGCACCGCCAUCAUGUUCGGCCGGGGCAAGGACGAAGCCGGCGUCCUCGUCGAACCUGCGUCUACCCAUCAGGUUGACGUCGAUGACGAUGUGCAGGUCGCGGCCUUCCGCAAUGCGAUCUGGCCGACCGUCGAAGACGCGAACCGCGGCGCCCCAGCCUACAGUCGCAUCUUCAAGGAGCUCAUCCUCGUCACCCGACCGGACAAGCCUCUCCCUCGCACGGAGAAGGGCACUGUCAUGCGCAAGCUCGCGUUGCGUGCGUACAACGAUGAGAUCGAAAAGAUCUACGAGUUAGUCGAAAGCCAUGCGUCCGAAGGCCACAAGGGCAUUGAGCCGCCCUCGAGCUGGAGAGCCCCGGAUGUCGCAGACUGGCUCACCGACCAUGUGCGCGAUAUCACCGGCCGCGACAUGAGUCGCGAUGUCGACCUCUUCGAGCAAGGUUUCGACAGUCUCAACGCGACCGUCCUGCGCCUCCGCAUCCUCGGCGCGCUCAAAGCCGAUACCUUCGCGGCCCCCGCGUCGCCUCAGGUCACGCAGAACAUCGUCUACCAGCACCCUUCGAUCACCAAGCUAGCCGACUUUGUCUCCCAGCUCGUGCGCGGCGGGGAUGUUGCUCCCCAAUCGUCCGAGACGGCAGCCAAGGAGGCUAUCGUUGCGCUCGCGGUCAAGUAUAGCGAAGGCCUUCCUGGCUACGUGGACGCCUCGACAUUGCCGAGGUACGUGCCAUCCGCGACGCCGGCCCCGCUGGAACUUCCGGCCACCGUGCUUCUAACGGGAACGACGGGUAAUCUGGGCGCAGAAGUCCUGGCUAUGCUCUUGAAGGACGACCGAGUGAGCCGGAUAUACACGCUCGAGCGCGCGGGGAAGACCCCAGUGAGAGAGCGGCAGCAUGCGCGCUUCGCGGACAAGGGCUUCGACUUGUCGCUCCUGGACUCGACGAAGCUCGUCGCUCUCGAGGGCGACCUGAGCGCGGAGAUGCUCGGCCAAAGCGAUGAGAUCAUCACCGAGAUGCUGAAGACCGUCAACCUCAUCAUCCACGUCGCCUGGCGCCUCGACUUCAACCUCGGCGUCACCGCCUUCGAGUCCAGCAUCCGCGGCACGCGCGCCCUCGUCGACUUCGCCCGCGCCACCGCGCACCGCGACGCCCUCCGCCUCCUCUUCACCUGCUCCGUCGCCUCCGCCCGUUCAUGGGAUCCGCUCCGACAGGGCCCGGUGCCCGAGGAGCUUAUCGAGGACCCUAGCGUGUCCGUGCACGGCGGCGGGUAUGGCCAGGGCAAGUACGUCGCGGAGCGCGUGCUGGCGGCGAGCGGCCUCUCGUUCAGCUCGGUGAGGGUGGGGCAGAUCAGCGGCGGCCCGCCGAGGGGCGCGUGGGCGACGACGGACUGGUUCCCCAUCCUGGUGAAGACGAGUGUGGCGCUCGGCGCGCUGCCGGGGAGCGAGCAGGACGUCCCGUGGCUCUCCAUGGACGCGGUAGCGGGUACUUUGCUCGACGCGGCGUUCUCGAAAACGCCUCUUUCCCCAUCUCACAACGCCGUCCACCCGCGUCCGGUCGCAUGGUCCCAGAUGAUCAAGCACAUCCAGCACUCGCUCAAGUCGUUUGUCCAGCGCGACAUGCCCAUCGUACCCUUCGCGGAGUGGCUGUCUAAGCUGGAAGCGGCAUCGACGCGACCUGACGUGGAUGUCCAGCAGGUGCCCGGCGUCAAACUUCUCGAGUUCUUCCGCGGAAUGGAUUCUGGUUAUGGGCAUGGCGAGUUUGCGACCGAAAAAAUACAGGCCGUCAGCGAGACGCUGCGACAAGUGAAGUCCUUGGACCAGCAGGACGUGGAUGGUUGGGUCAAGUACUGGCGGGAGAGCGGACUUCUGUAG
Molecule: messenger RNA, 2847 nt
Organism: Schizophyllum commune H4-8
Lineage: Eukaryota; Fungi; Basidiomycota; Agaricomycetes; Agaricales; Schizophyllaceae
Product: acetyl-CoA synthetase-like protein
Exons: 13
Coding region: 1-2847 (948 amino acids)
Molecular function (GO): phosphopantetheine binding
Source: RefSeq, a predicted model, not a curated record